Amoebophrya sp. A120 is the source of this 4244-nucleotide messenger RNA. The record is from the annotation of a GenBank genome assembly. Lineage: Eukaryota; Dinophyceae; Syndiniales; Amoebophryaceae.
UUUUACUUCCUCGUGUCAUCAGAACGAGCAAUCGCAAAGCGCAUGGAGAAAGAAAUUGUAGUGGCGCGCGACCAGCGACAGCCCUGCAGCAAUGUCGCACCUCCUCGUCCAAGCGAGAUACAAGAUCGCUUUUAUUCCUAUCGUGUUCGGAGCUAACUUAUCUUCACAUAUAUUCAUUUUUCUCGCAGUGAUGACGAUGGCGAUCUUACAUCAAAAGGAAGCCCAAAAAUUGUCCAAAACAGAUUUCCUAUUUGCAUCAUGACACGCACCAGUUCGCCUAGCCUGUUUAAGUUCUUUCACCGUGGUCGCCUUCAUCGCAUUUUUUCAGGCUAAACCAAAAUGCAAAUAUCAUGCUGCUCUUCGGGUUGCAAACAGCACGCUAAAGAGGCGCUUGGCCUACGCUUAGAAAGAAAUUAGUUGGUUAGAAAGCCGAUGGCGUUUCUAGAAGUAAGUAUGAGUUGUACUAGUACAUCUACCUCCCGCUGCAGUACUAGACUGCAUCGAGUUAGUUGUUGAUACAGACGGGUCCCAUUCUGUUUUACAACGAUAUCGAAUUCAAAUAUCUGAACACCACCACACCCACCUGUUCGGGAGGACUUCCUCAUUCGUCUAACAACACAAAAAAUUGAAAUUAAGAUAAUCGGAAAAUCAAAAUGGUCGACCCGAUCUGGUACUCCAAAACGCGAGAGGUCGUGAGCUAUUGGAGCAAAGACGCCAGCCACGACUUGCUAUUUCGCGACGAGAUGGAUUUCUUCCGAGAGUUUAUCAGCGACGCACAAAAGCAGAUUGAAAAGCGGGAAAAAGAGCCACCACGUGACUGUCUCCGCGUCGACAGUCCCGCUGACGCUAAUAAAGUCAAAUCGACGACAUCGACAACUACUAGCAGUACCCAUCCCACGACCGAUGGCGCAGCCACGGUUGUACUAGCCGACCAGUCAGGGACUUCGACCAUGUUGAAGCGGCCCUUACCAUUAUCUGAAAACGAAGUGGAGGACGUCGGCGAGACAAAUAAACCCAGUAAGCGAAAGCGAAACAAGUGGGGCACCGAGUCCGUUUUCGUCGCCGACACGACAGCGCCGAAAGUAGAGUCCGCAGAAGAUGCGACGACGAAGAGGUACUCGCACAAUUACAGCUUGGACGGCCAUUAGAUUUCAGCAGAGUGAAUUUCAAGUGAUUUUAGGGGCCUGCCAGAAUUUAGUGAGUGGCGCCGCAACAUAUUUCCUGCUGCAAGUAUCGAAGCCCACCGAUGGAAAAACCGUAGCAGCGUACAUCUCAACAGGCUUCCGCUAGCGGCGGAAAUUUUCUAGGAAAAAAGCACGGGCUGGGGAGCCAUAAUACGUAGCUGCAUUUCCAACGCUCGAAUCCUAGCCCGGCCAGUUGCAAACUAACUUCGCGCGCUUCGUGUUGUUUUCUGGGUGUUUUGGCUGGUUGGCCGGGCUUUGGUGUCUGGAGCUGGCCGACGCCUUUUGCUAAGGCAAGUUCCAUUAAUUUGAUUUUUCGCGCGACCUUAAGAUGCAAUAGAAUUUCGGUCGUUUCGUAUUUGUGCGUGCAUGCUCCAAAGGUUUGGCACUUUCUUGAGCAAAUGCGACGGUCAUUGUUCUGGAUCAGAUUUUUUGGGUCCGGUGAAUUUAGAAAUGAAGGGCAAGAUGGGUGCUUGUUUUGUGGCGGCCGGGAAUCCAGAAUCAGGUGGGGGGAAGCUAAAUUCACCGGCCACCAUUUCCUAAAUUCACCGGCCGCCCAUUUCUAAAUUCACCGCUAAACUCACCGAUCGCAGCACACCAUCGGGAAAGGGGGUGCUUUUAACCUGCUUUUUGGCGCCAAACAGCACGGCACUCCGCAUCGAUGAUUUUUAGCAAAAAAGUCAUCUUCGUCACACCAUGGCGAUUGAUGUUUGAGUGGAAGCCUUUCCCGAUGGAAGUGGGUGCUGUUUUUGUGCGAUUUUUGUUGCCCAAAAUUGGGACACGGAAGUUGAAGGGUUAAGAAGGAAAGGAGAAAAUCAUGAAGCCAUCAAAUGAAUCCCUUUGCGAAAAAACAAGAAAUCAGAUGUGGUGGCUUGGGCGUUGCGCGGAGGGGGAUGGCCAUCAAUGUAAUGGAGCGAUAAUGACGAGCACAGUGAUGCCAUCGCCUCUAUUUUUGCUAGCCCUUGCCCCACGAACCACUAAUACCCGAAAGAGCAGCCCCCCAAUUGUGCGCCACCUCUAAAAUCACUGGAAAUUCACCGCCCCUAUAUCUAAUGGGCGUCCAAGCUGUAAUCGCACAACUCAACGAGCAGCAGCUCCGCGUACAAAAAUCAGCCAAAUCAUGAAACGACAGCAAGAAACACAAAUACAGCAAACCAAAGCAGCAAAAGCCAGCAAUUAUUCGAAAUCCCCUCCGACGCUGAGGAUGAAGAGAGACAGCACGCCGAGCUGGUGGAGGAGGAAAAUCUCCCGAAUAAUUGCGGCACAGAGCCGACGGCGAAGGAGCAAUCGAACUGUGCGGAGUGGAGCCAGACCGCGGCGGAAUCGGCGGAGUUCGGAGAUUUUGCAAGUGCUGUGAAGUACAUGACGCUCAUUCUGAAGCAGGGGCGGGGAACGGCCAUGCAGUUUGCAAAACGCGCAGAAUACUACUUGCGCUUGAAGAAGCCAGCAACCGCGGUCCGGGAUUGCAACAAGGCACUGGAACUAAACCCGGACUCGGCAAAAGCAUUUCGGGUACGGGGGAAGGCCAAUAGGUACCGAGGUCAAGAAGUCAUCAGAUUUUGAUGCGGAUGAGUUGCUUUUUUUUUAUUCCUUUUCCUUUUUUGUUUUUACCUACUGUUACUUCUUAACUAUGAUUUAGCAUAAUUUAUUCAGUUACAGGCGUGCGACCGAUACGAUUCUUUUUCCGAAAUACAAAUAGAAAACUGCAGCGCUGGGACGCCGCCCGUACGGACUUGGAGACGGCCCAGAAGUUGGACUUCGACGAGGACCUAGAGCCGGUGCGAAAAUUUGUGUUGCAGAAGUGGAAGAAGCUCGAGGAGGUCAGGGUCAAGAACCGCAUACGAUUCGAGGAACUGACGGCGAAGCAGAAGGAAGACAACUUACGCAGGGAAGUGGAGUUGCGAAGACAGCGGGUGUUGGAGGAGAGACAGCAACAGGAAAAGGCGCAGAAAGAAGCGAAACAGAAGAAAAAGGAAGAGGAGGACGAGAUGCUGAAGCGGGAGAAGCAAUUCGAAGCGUUUUUGUCGAAUCGGGAUUACGGUGGGGUCGGUCCGGCGACGAGACCGUUUCAGGGCAAUACGUACAAGUUCGCGGCGGUGCCACCGAACAUGGUGGGGCAGAUCGACCCCAAAGCCUACGGUGCUGCGGUGUCUAGUUCAUCCGGAAUGGCAAGCAACACAUCUGCUGGUGCGCCAGGGGUGUCUGCGGGAAAGGACAUCUACGCAGCCUAUGGUACUAAUCUGACUAGCGGCUCCGUGCUCGUGAUCCAGAUUUUUGCUGCUAGUGCGUGCAUGGUGAGCAUUAGUGGUCGCCGCUAUUUCAAAAAAUACUCCUUCACUUAGGGCAAUAAAUUACUAUGACUCAGCCUGAAGAUCAUGAUAUAAUUAUCCAUCGCUCAAAAAUAUAAUUGUCAGGUCGGCAACCUUCCGCGGCAACAGGGACGUCGUCUUCCGGUCCGAAGUCCAACCACUCGACGCUUUCCGAAUCCACAGCCGAUCUCCUCAGCGGCUUCUACUUCGACCCAACGCAGGACCUCUCGACCACCGGCGCGGAGAAGUUCGACCCCGGAUUUGAGGCAUUUGACCCCUGCGCGCGCCCGGACAUCGGGGAUGGGGCUCGGACCGGGGAAGGGAGGACGGGGAGAAGUGGCGGAGGUGGGAAAAAGAAGUAUGAUCCACCCGAGGAGUUUGUGAGUUUGUAAUCAAACAAAUCUGACAGCGACUAGGAGGACUUCGGCAACGACUACGACAUCACAUGGCACGGCCUGGGAAAGAAGAAGCUCGCAAUAUUGGGUGCUGACCACUUUUUCGUUUUCUGUGCUUGGUGGGCGUGGGCGUAGUCCUACAUGAUGAGCGCUUUAAUCCGUUGAUGCCGAUGCGUAUUGUACCACAACUGAACAGAAACAGAUGCAGAGUAUAGGCAAACGAGAAAAACAACAAUCCAAAUCCUGAGUAGUAAGCGACAGGGCCAUGCAGUUCGUACCAAGAGAGGAAACGAGAGGGAGGUGACAAAAGGAGGCGUUCUUUUUAGUGAUGAGAGAAGGAGGCGGUCAUUGAGAUAGAG